CUUCCUUUGUCAUCAAUUUCUUACGUGACAACCAAAUCUAUAAGUGAUACUGAUAUUAUUUUACCUUAGAGAAUUAUAUUAUAUAUAGUUAGUCCAGUAUCUUUACGUAAACAUUGCCUAGUUGUUUUCUUCAAUAGUUGUUUUAAAAAUUCAUCGUUUGCCACCUUAAUUUUAAGAAAUUUUAUAAUGAGCUCUAUCUCUAACGUUGAAAAUCUUUCACCCCAAACAAUUCGAAGAAUAGUAAAAGAACAAGAAGAACUGAUUAAAGAUCCACCAGAAGGAAUAAGAAUUGCUGUUAAUGAUUCUGAUGUUACUGAUAUUCAAGCAUUUAUUGAUGGCCCAGCUGGCACACCUUAUGCUGGUGGUCGUUUCAAUGUAAAAUUAGUUCUAGGUAAAGAUUUUCCUCAUACACCGCCUAAGGCCUAUUUCCUUACCAAAAUAUUCCACCCAAAUGUUGCUAGUAGUGGAGAAAUAUGUGUUAAUACUCUUAAAAAAGAUUGGAAAUCUGACUUGGGUAUCAAGCAUAUUCUACUGACUAUUAAAUGUUUAUUGAUUGUUCCUAACCCUGAAUCUGCUUUAAAUGAAGAAGCUGGAAAAUUAUUGUUAGAGGAAUAUGAACAUUAUUUCCAAAGAGCACAAAUGAUAACAGAAAUUCAUGCUCAGGUACCAAAGAGUAUGAAAAUAGGUCGUGAAGAUUCUAGUGAUGGCCCAAUGGCAAAAAAACAUGCUGGCAGUAAACCAUUAUUAGAUAAAAAGAAGAUAUCCAAAGAUAAAAAGAAAACUUUAAAGAGACUUUAAUAAACUUAUUUUUUAUAUUGA
Molecule: messenger RNA, 819 nt
Organism: Daktulosphaira vitifoliae (grape phylloxera)
Lineage: Eukaryota; Metazoa; Arthropoda; Insecta; Hemiptera; Phylloxeridae
Product: ubiquitin-conjugating enzyme E2 S
Exons: 5
Coding region: 187-798 (203 amino acids)
Source: RefSeq, a predicted model, not a curated record